AUGCCUCGCUCUGCUGGAGGGCAGUACGAGCCGCUGGCAAUCGUGCCAGCAGCAGCAGCAGCAGCAGCAGCAGCAGCAAACCCCUUGAGCUGUGGGGGCCCCCUUUCUGGCUCUCGGCGGCUGCAGCAGGCUUUGAGUUUAGAGUGUAUAGACAGGUUGAGUGGCCCCGUGAGUUGCUGCUGCUUCCUGCCUCCGCUGCAGCGCAGCAGCAGCAGCAGCAGAGCAGCAGCAGCAGCAGCAGACUCCGAUGAAGAGCAGCAGCAGCAGCAAGAGGACAGCGAAGACGGCGACAUCGAAGCCCUGCUGCAGCGCAGCAGCAAACGCAAACAGCAGCAGCAGCAGCAGCAGCAGCUCAGCAGCAGCUGGCUGCUAGCAGAAGGCACUCAUGGAGCUCUCGCGGCAGUGGGGGAGUCGCUGGGCCUUGCUGCUGUGGUGUCUGUACACUCGAAGCAAACGCUGCGGCGGCUGCAGCAGCAGCAAAAGCUGCCGCUGCGGUCUCUGGUGUUUAACAAGUUUCAAGGAGCUCUUUUUGCUGCUGGAGAUGACACGGUGGUUCGGGAGUGGAGUCUGGAAACUGGGGCUCUUUCUGCGGCUCUGAGUGGCCACAGCGACAGCGUGAGGUGUCUAGACACCUCAGAAACCCUCGAGGGUUUAGUGUUUUCGGGUUCUUACGAUUCCACGGCGCGUUUGUGGGAUGUUCGCCACCAGAAGUGCUGCCUCUCGCUGCCCCAAGGAGACCCCACAGAAAGUGUUCGCCUCAUAGACGGCUCGGCGACGCUGCAGCUGCUGACUGCUGCUGGAACUCAAGUCCGGCUGUGGGACGUGCGGCAGCCGGCGGCUCCUCUGUGGAGCCUCAGCAGCUUCGCAAAGACAGUGACUGUUGUCCGCGAGUUUCCUGCUGCUGCUGCUGCUGUUGUUGCUGCUGCUGCUGCUGCAGCAACGCCUGCAGCAGCAGCAGCAGCAGCACCGCCAACGCAGGAGGGGCAAAAGCUGCUGCUCGCCGCCGCGUCCUUAGACAAUGUUGUUCGCAUCUUCUCUUUCGAAACACUGCAGCUGCUGCAGUCCUUCAGCGUGCGAAGUGAGCUCCUCUGCCUGGACGCUGUGAGCGGCUACAGCAGCAGCAACAGCAGCAGCAGCAGCAGCAGCAGCAGCAGCAGCAAGCGAUUCAGCAGCAGCAGCAGCAAAAAGAGAAGCAGCAGCAUUCAAAGCCGCAUCCUAGUGGGCCUCUCAGAUGGCUGCUGGCAGCUGCGGCGGAUUGCGGGGGGCCCCACAUCUGGGACGGAGCUGCUGCUGCUGCAGGAGCAGCAGCAGCAGCUCCGUCCCAGAUGUGGGGCCCCCCGCAAUCCGCCGCAGCUGCCAGCAGCCAUCUGA
Molecule: messenger RNA, 1371 nt
Organism: Eimeria tenella
Lineage: Eukaryota; Apicomplexa; Conoidasida; Eucoccidiorida; Eimeriidae
Exons: 6
Coding region: 1-1371 (456 amino acids)
Biological process (GO): rRNA processing; positive regulation of transcription by RNA polymerase I
Cellular component (GO): nucleolus
Molecular function (GO): protein binding
Source: RefSeq, a predicted model, not a curated record